ACAAACUAACAGGUGUCCUCCUCCUGGCUUCAGGUCCUCAGUUAGUCAGUCCGUCACAGCAACUCACCGAUCAACCACACGCGUUUCCUUCCCUUUAUUCUAACCUUUAAAAGACUCCAACCGGACACUUAAAUCCACACAUCAUGCACUCGGCACAGAAAGACACUACCUUCACCAAAAUCUUCGUGGGAGGCCUUCCUUAUCACACCACUGACUCCAGCCUGAGAAAGUAUUUCGAAGUGUUUGGAGACAUCGAGGAGGCUGUUGUUAUUACCGAUCGGCAGACGGGGAAAUCCAGAGGUUAUGGAUUUGUGACCAUGGCAGAUCGGGCCUCAGCUGACCGAGCAUGUAAAGACCCCAACCCCAUUAUAGAUGGAAGGAAAGCCAAUGUGAACCUAGCCUAUCUGGGGGCCAAACCCAGGGUCAUUCAACCAGGUUUUGCAUUUGGCGUGCCUCAGAUCCAUCCUGCGUUUAUCCAAAGACCAUAUGGGAUCCCGGCCCACUACGUCUACCCUCAGGCCUUUGUCCAGCCCAGUGUGGUGAUCCCUCAUGUCCAACCCUCUGCUGCUACAGCAACAGCCGCCGCUGCUGCUGCAACUUCCCCAUACCUUGACUAUACUGGAGCGGCUUAUGCCCAGUACUCUGCUGCUGCCACUGCUGCCGCCGCCGCUGCAGCCGCUGCUUACGAUCAGUACCCCUAUGCGGCCUCGCCAGCGCCCACGAGCUACAUGACCACAGCCGGGUAUGGAUACACUGUCCAACAGCCGCUUGCUACUGCUGCAACACCUGGGGCUGCUGCGGCUGCUGCAGCCUUCAGCCAGUAUCAGCCACAGCAGAUCCAGUCAGAUCGCAUGCAGUAAAACCCCAAAGACCACCUUCCUGCCAGGGAAAAGGGGAGAUUAACUCCUUCAGUGAAGACAUUAAAGUCAUGAGGUUAUCCCUCCAAUAUUUUUUACUUUAUACCAAAGAGCUUGAGGAAAAUAUGGAGACACAUGAGGAAUAACUGUAUAUUUUAUUCAAGUGCGAUCAGUAUUGGAUGUGUAUGAAUAUUUAAUAUUUAUUCAGCAUUAAAAUAUUUCAUGUGAAAUGAACAAAAUUUGCUUGAUCUUAUGUGAACUGUUGCUAAGUUGUAUUUAUAAAGUGCAGGGUCUUUUAUAUGAAACUCCCAAGUGCAUAUUAUAUCUCAUGAUUGGGUUAUUUCUUCUAAGGUUUGACAACAACAAAAAAAACUUGGAUAUACUUGAGAACAGUGGUUUAUAUCAUCAUCCACCUCAGUAUUUCAUAGUUUCGGACCAUUAUUUUGUUUGGAAGGGCUGUGAACAUUAAGACAGUAAGUAAGAGGUUUUUUGUUUUUUUAGGACUAUUUUUUUAACUGCUUUUAGAGUGAAAUACAGUAUUUUCCUUUCAGUGGUUUGCUUUAAAAUGUAUUUCUUGAUCGCACAUGUGAAAUAUGACAACUGAAGCUGGUAAAAGCACUCAUCUUUUCUUCCCUUUGCUUGAGCAAAUGAGAAGAAAAAAAAAUGCUGAAUGUGACUCUUAUAUUUUGAUAAAAUGUUUUCACUGUGUGCCUUUUAAAAUUAUGCUAUUUAUAUAUUUAUUCAGGAGCAGUAGAGCAAUAAAUGCUUUAUUUAACACAAGUAUAAGGCCUGCUGUUGAACAUGUCCACAUGUCCUGCUGCAUUUCUCAUGAUCAAUAGCACGUAAUGGCUAAGUUAACAUGGUCUGACUAAACGCUGUUCUGUACAGUGAAUAUGUGUGUGGACAGUAGCUAUAAAUUUAAAGCUUUUUUUUUGUUUUUUCCUCUAGUUUUAAUGUUGUUUUUUCUAAGGUUUCAACUCUUAAACUUGUUGUUUUAUACUUUACCUGUUUGAUAAGGACAGUGCUUAAACUGCAUGGACCUUUAACUUGUUAAAGUUUCUUGCAUUUUAUGUGUUCUGACAUUAAAGGUUUUCAAAUGCAGGCACAUCGGCUGUUUACCUUGUAAUGCAUGAUUCCAAAUAAUGUAAUUUGGGUAAUAAAUUAAUAAACGUUUAAAGCACAAUGAAUGUUUUUGCAUAAUUUGUUUCUAUAUUGAACAAAUGCAGUGUUUAAGGCCAUGGUAAAACAAAAUGCACAUUUCAGUUCAAAGUUGUAUUUGUUUGAGAAUAAGGCUGCAGAACAACCCUCUUUGCAGUGCCUCUUUAUCCCUCCUAUUAUCCUCUUAUCUGCAAUUCCUUUUCAUCCCAAUCAUUUUGCUCAUUCCUCUUUAUUAUCACAAGUAUCCCACCCAUCCUCCUUAUCUGUAUUUAUAACUUAUUUUUAUCUUGCUUAUCCUCCUCAUUCCUCUUCACUGCCUCUUCUUCACAUUCAUCUUCCUCAAUCCUCAUUACAAUAUUUUUAAUUCAAUUGAUGUUCCUCAGAGAUAGUAAUGACCCACAGUUAUCCCACUCAUCCACCUCAUGGCUCUUCACAACCCCUGCAUCUCACUAAUUGUCUUCAUCUCUAUUUAAGACCUAUCUUAAUCCCUUUGAUCAUCUUCACCCAACUUUUCAAUCCACUUUUCCCACUCAUUCUCCAAUCUCUGCUUAUGACCCUUUUUAUCCCACUCAUCCUCUUUAGAACUCUUUAUGAACCAUUCCUAACACAGAUUUAACUCUUUUCAGUUCAGUUUUUAUUAACUCUACGCCAGUUCCCAAACGACGAUACUCUAGAGUGUAAUUGUGUCCAAUGUAGAACCAAUAUCAUCCUGUCAGUCUUUUCUGUUACACUCAUAUUAAAUUUUACAAGAACAAAUGAAUGCAUUAUAUCAGGCACCAUCACCCCUAGCAGUGUUAUUUGGAUCCAUCCUUUGUUCUGAUUUUGAUUUUUUUCUAUUUGUGGGAUCUCAGGUUGGCCAGGUUAUUUGUCUACUGAGACAGAACUCCCACUCUGUCUUUUUCUUUGCAGUGCCGAAGAAAGAGACUAACCAGAUAGCGCUCACCCUUGUGGUCCAUUUAUAUCCUCCUCAUUCUCUGAUCAACAUUUAUUUAACACAAACUGAGUCCGAACCAAUGUUUUAAAAACUGCACCCAGUUAGAACCAACUUUAGCUUCAACAACUUUAUCCUCAUCUUCUGUAUGGCCUUUUUUCACUCUCAUAUUUUCGUGGUGUCGUUUUGAUGACCUCUUUUGUAACAUUUUAAGGUUUGCAGGACAGAAUGUUUUAUUCAUCGUUAUGCAUGUUCAUUCUUUUCAUUUUAAAUUAUUAUGUUUUAGAACUGUAUCUCUGCUUUGGGCUGUAACUGAAUAAAUAAAGGAUUUGUUGUUUAA
Girardinichthys multiradiatus is the source of this 3286-nucleotide messenger RNA. RefSeq names its product RNA binding motif protein 24b (gene rbm24b). NCBI's taxonomy places the organism in Eukaryota, Metazoa, Chordata, Actinopteri, Cyprinodontiformes, Goodeidae. Gene Ontology annotation, molecular function: mRNA 3'-UTR binding. The transcript is spliced from 4 exons. The record is from RefSeq and is a predicted model, not a curated record. Gene Ontology annotation, cellular component: cytosol. The coding region runs from base 144 to 860 and encodes 238 amino acids.